Molecule: messenger RNA, 2459 nt
Organism: Rhopalosiphum padi (bird cherry-oat aphid)
Lineage: Eukaryota; Metazoa; Arthropoda; Insecta; Hemiptera; Aphididae
Product: protein 5NUC-like
Exons: 9
Coding region: 434-2203 (589 amino acids)
Biological process (GO): AMP catabolic process
Cellular component (GO): plasma membrane
Molecular function (GO): metal ion binding; 5'-nucleotidase activity; nucleotide binding
Source: RefSeq, a predicted model, not a curated record
AGGUUCGUUCUAUAACAUUGAUCUAGAUUGAAGUAUACAUGCUUAUAUAUAUAAAUCCACGAAAAUCCAUUUAUGGCGUUAAAUUGCCACGGUGUACAUAAUAUAUAGAAGUACGACGCAGUAGUUUUGGAUCAUUGGAAUAGCUCGAAUCGUUAUUAUGCUUUUGAAGGCAUUCAAAUUCGUAUGACAGCUCGCCGUCUGCCUGUUUGUGGUCAUUCGUGCAUCUCAUUUAAUUUGUAUACCAACGAUCGUAACCUGCAGUAGUGCCCGAUGCAUGUACAGUUUUUGUUGCAAACUCUCGAAAAUUUAACAUCUAUUUGAACUUGAUCCCUUUUUUUAUCAUCGUUUCGCCUAUAAGACUCGGGCGGUCGGUAGACCAGUGCUUGUUUUUUUUUUUCGAAAAUCUUCUCCGCGGUACACACACAGUACACACAUGAGGCCGACAGUCGCCGCCGCGUGUUUGGCCGUCGUGGCUGCGGUGGCUGCGGUCACGGCGGACGCGUCCGGCCUGGACCUGGUGCUGCUCCACACCAACGACAUGCACAGCCGGUUCGACGAGACGGACCUGUACUGCAACGAGUGCCGCGAAGACGACGCGUCGCUGGGCCGGUGCUACGGCGGGUUCGCGCGGGUCGCCCAGUUCGUGAAAGACCAGCGGCGAUUGGCCAACGAGAGCGGCUUGCCGUCCCUGUUCCUGGUUGCCGGCGACACGUUCCAGGGCACGCCGUACUUCUCGUUCUUCGAGUGGAGACCCGUCGUCGAUUUCAUCAACCAACUGCAACCCGACGUCAUGACUUUGGGGAAUCACGAGUUCGACCACGGUGUCAGCACUCUUUUGUCAUACUUAAACGGAAUUCAAGGCAUACCUACAGUAGUAUCCAACUUGAAUAUGACGGCAGAACCGGAAUUAAAUAAUUUCGUAUUGCCGUCAUUAGUACUCACCAUAAACAACACAAAAGUGGGCAUCGUUGGAUGCUUGACAACAGAUACUCCGACCAUAUCUAGUUCCGGAGCUGUUGGAUUUUUUGACGAAGUUGAGUCUUUGAAGAAUGAAACAAAGAAGUUACUCAAUAACGGUGUAAAUAUAAUUAUCUGCCUUAGCCAUAGUGGCAUCGAAAAAGACAAAAUAAUUGCUAAAGAAGUGGAAGACAUCGAUAUAAUUGUUGGGGGACAUUCACAUACAUUUUUGUAUUCCGAUACUCCACCCAGCAUUGAAAAACCGUAUGGACCAUAUCCACUAUACGUUACAAACGUUAAAAAUAAACCUAUACCAAUAUUACAAGCAUAUGCAAAUACCAAAUACGUGGGAAAAGUUAUUUUAAAAUUUGAUUCUAAUGGUGAAUUAGUAAAUAUCGAUGGUUCGCCGACAUUAUUAAAUCAUGAAAUAAAACAAGAUCCAACAAUGUUGACCGUGGUCGAUGUAUGGAAACCACAAGUAACCAGCAUUACAGACGUUACAAUUGGGCGUACGGCAGUGGAGUUGAUAAACUGGUGUCGUGGAGAAGAAUGCAACAUAGGUAACCUGAUAGCUGAUUCUUUCGUAUACUACAAUGUUAUGAAAAAAGAAAAAUAUAAUGAGUAUUGGACUGAUGCUCCUAUUGGGAUCGUUCAAGCUGGUGGUAUUCGGACAACAAUCAACGAAACCGAUCAUGACGGUUUCAUCACUUUGGGACAGUUGAUCAACGUCAUUCCGUUUGCUAAUGAUCUUGUCAAAAUUACAAUUUCUGGUUCUACUCUUUUAGAAUCAUUCGAACACAGCGUUUCUGACUACGAAUUGAAUCGUGGCACAUCUAAAUUUUUACAAGUAUCUGGUAUUCUGGUUAAAUAUGAUUUAACACUGAAUCCUGGGAACCGAGUCACCUCAUUGUUUAUUCGAUGUGGUGACUGUAGCGUUCCUAAAUUUGAACCUUUAGUAUUGACUGCAAACUAUACAAUAGUGAUGACCAAUUAUUUGGCGAAUGGUGGUAAUAAUUAUCAGGCAUUUAAAAAAAGAAUGGAUAUCAAAUCACUAGGUAUAGAAGAUUAUAAUGCAACAGCGGUGUAUAUGCAAUCAAUAAGUCCCAUAACGAGUGGAAUAGAUGGCAGAAUCAACGUUAAAUACAACAACAGUAACGAAAAGUCGGCUGGAUUAAGUAUAAAUACGUGGAAUUAUCGAUUAUUAGUAACUAUUUUAAUUAUAACAGUAUUAUUCUUUAACGUUUAAAAUGACCUUUAAUCGUUAACUAUAAACAUUUAAAUAAGUAUAAUAUACAAACAGGUUUAUAUUUUUAUCAUAAUUAUUUUUUGUUAGGUACAUCUGCAAAAUUAGAUAUUUUGUAGCAAAGUUUACAGUGUAAAAAUAAUUUAUUGUAUAGAUUAUAACUUAUAGGUACCUAACAAAAUGUAAUACGUAGACUAGGCUUACCCAUUUUACGAGUACAAUAAUGACGAAGUCAUAAAUAAAUAUUAAUAUUUUUAUA